AUGACGGAAUGCUUCCUAGCAGAGGGGACUUGGGAGUGGGCUUUGGAGGAUGAGUACGAGUUUGCCAGGCAAACAUACUGGAAUGCCACUCGGGCCUUCAUGAUCCUGUCCGCUCUGUGCGCUACCUCUGGCAUCAUCUUGGGCAUCCUAGCCUUCGCUCAGCAGCCCACCUUCACCCGCCUCUCCCGCCCCUUCUCCGCGGGCAUCAUGUUUUUCGCCUCCACCCUUUUUAUCCUCUUGGCCUUGGCCAUUUACACUGGAGUCACCGUCAGCUUCCUUGGCCGCCGUUUUGGAGACUGGCGCUUUUCCUGGUCUUACAUCCUGAGCUGGGUGGCCCUACUCAUGACCUUCUUCGCAGGGAUUUUCUAUAUGUGUGCCUACCGGAUGCACGAAUGCCAGCGCCUGUCCACUCCCCGCUGA
Messenger RNA from Trichechus manatus latirostris (Florida manatee), 420 nucleotides. RefSeq names its product lens intrinsic membrane protein 2 (gene LIM2). Gene Ontology annotation, cellular component: plasma membrane. The record is from RefSeq and is a predicted model, not a curated record. The transcript has 4 exons. NCBI's taxonomy places the organism in Eukaryota, Metazoa, Chordata, Mammalia, Sirenia, Trichechidae. Bases 1 to 420 code for a protein of 139 amino acids. Gene Ontology annotation, molecular function: structural constituent of eye lens.